AUGCCUGGGCUGGAAGGACCAGCUCCCCGUCGUCUAUGGGCUGAUUGCACUGGUGUCGGUUUUGGACACCGCAACUGUGGAAUUACUGUGAUACCUAACGCCGCAUACCUCAAGGAGAGGAUGGAGAUGGCGAAGAAGACGAAGCCCAGGAGUCCAUGGCUGGCAAAUUGGUCCGACAAGGUCUGGCCCAGAAGGCCAGAACUGGCGAGUAACUUGAGAAGCGCUUGUGGGAAGUAUGGUCUUGGAAAAUAUACCCAUACUGACCAAGAGCGUCUCUCUAGCCAGCAACCAGACGGCCAGGCAGACCACCCAGCACCAUCGGCUUCCUCGCCUGACCGUUCUCUGCGACACCGCAGUGGCGGAGGCGCUCGAUCAGAACGUCCCGUAGGAGCAGGUGAUAGCCACUCCGGCACGGGGGCUCGCAUUCGUCGCGCCUCAGGGCCUGCGUGUCAUCCACCAGCCCCGCGACGUCAACUCGGGGAUAACUGA
Messenger RNA from Penicillium bovifimosum, 489 nucleotides. RefSeq lists its product as uncharacterized. The record is from RefSeq and is a predicted model, not a curated record. NCBI's taxonomy places the organism in Eukaryota, Fungi, Ascomycota, Eurotiomycetes, Eurotiales, Aspergillaceae. The transcript is spliced from 2 exons. Bases 1 to 489 code for a protein of 162 amino acids.